Eptesicus fuscus (big brown bat) is the source of this 663-nucleotide messenger RNA. RefSeq names its product Ras like without CAAX 2 (gene RIT2). Bases 1 to 663 code for a protein of 220 amino acids. The record is from RefSeq and is a predicted model, not a curated record. Lineage: Eukaryota; Metazoa; Chordata; Mammalia; Chiroptera; Vespertilionidae. Gene Ontology annotation, molecular function: GTPase activity; calmodulin binding; GDP binding. Gene Ontology annotation, biological process: Ras protein signal transduction; positive regulation of neuron projection development. Gene Ontology annotation, cellular component: plasma membrane. The transcript has 5 exons.
AUGGAGGUAGAAAACGAAGCCAGCUGCUCCCCCAGCAGCGCGACAGCCUCAGGCGGGUCCAGAGAGUACAAGGUGGUAAUGCUGGGAGCAGGGGGAGUUGGUAAAAGCGCAAUGACAAUGCAGUUUAUUAGCCAUCAGUUCCCUGAUUACCAUGAUCCCACUAUUGAAGAUGCUUAUAAGACCCAGGUUAGGAUCGACAAUGAGCCAGCUUAUUUGGACAUCUUGGACACUGCUGGUCAGGCAGAGUUCACAGCCAUGCGGGAGCAGUACAUGCGAGGUGGGGAGGGCUUCAUCGUCUGCUACUCCGUCACCGACCGCCAAUCAUUCCAGGAGGCUGCCAAGUUUAAAGAGCUCAUUUUUCAGGUCCGUCACACCUACGAAAUACCCCUGGUGCUGGUGGGCAACAAAAUUGACCUGGAACAGUUCCGCCAGGUCUCUACAGAAGAAGGCUUGGGUCUGGCCCGAGAAUACAACUGUGCUUUUUUCGAGACCUCUGCAGCCCUCAGAUUCUGCAUUGAUGAUGCCUUUCAUGGUUUAGUGAGAGAAAUUCGCAAGAAGGAGUCCGUGCCAUCCCUGACAGGAAAGAAACUGAAGAGGAAAGACAGCUUGUGGAAGAAGUUAAAGGGCUCAUUGAAAAAGAAGAGAGAAAACCUGGCAUGCUAG